AACCCGAGGCCUGUGACUGUACGCCCCCUCAGUACCACAGGCUCACUGGGCUUCUUCUCACAGAGCCGCUGCCAACGCCCCACAAUCUGCAGGAGGCGGAGGUCCCCAUCGUGGCGAAUGAGAUCUGUCAGUGGCAAUACCGCGAUGUUAUCCAGGACGACAUGCUGUGUGCUGGGAGCAAAGGCCGGGGCACCUGCAAUGGUGACUCUGGGGGCCCCUUGGUCUGUAAAUGGAGGGAGACCUGGGUCCAGGUAGGCGUGGUGAGUUGGGGGCCCGAGUACUGUCUUCCCAACUUUCCUACAGUCUAUGCCCGAGUGACAUCCUUCUUGCCUUGGAUCCGCCAUCAUAUUCAUUCCUCUCCUUGAGCCCGGGGCCGGGCAAGGAUGCUGCCCAUGAGAUGAAGACAGGC
Molecule: messenger RNA, 409 nt
Organism: Myotis brandtii (Brandt's bat)
Lineage: Eukaryota; Metazoa; Chordata; Mammalia; Chiroptera; Vespertilionidae
Product: mastin-like
Exons: 2
Biological process (GO): proteolysis
Molecular function (GO): serine-type endopeptidase activity
Source: RefSeq, a predicted model, not a curated record